CCUCCACUUCUUGAGGGUUCAAAUGUGCCAACUAAAUCAACAAGUAAUACCAGUAAUCGCAAAUGGGCUCAUGUUGUCAAUAUCAACGAUGAUCUUCCUAAUUUUAAAGACUUAGUACCAGAAAUGGCGCGCGAAUACGCAUUUGAGUUGGAUGUUUUUCAAAAGCAAGCAAUAUAUCGUCUUGAAAGGGGUGAUUCCGUAUUUGUAGCUGCACACACAUCGGCUGGAAAAACUGUCGUUGCAGAAUAUGCUAUCGCCCUUUCAGCCAAGCGUAUGACACGUGCAAUUUACACUUCUCCGAUUAAAGCGUUAUCUAACCAAAAGUUCUAUGACUUUAAAAAGACUUUUAAGGAUGUUGGAAUUCUUACCGGUGAUAUACAGAUCAAGCCCGAAGCCUCUUGUUUGAUCAUGACCACUGAAAUCCUUCGGUCCAUGUUAUAUAGAGGCGCCGAUCUAAUCAAAGAAAUUGAGUUUGUGAUAUUCGAUGAAGUACACUAUGUAAAUGAUUCGGAGCGUGGUGUUGUUUGGGAAGAAGUCAUCAUUAUGCUUCCUCCUCAUGUUCGUCUAGUUCUUUUAUCAGCAACUGUUCCAAAUACUGAGGAAUUUGCUGAAUGGAUUGGUUGGAAACAGGUUAACGACAUACUGUCAAAAAAAGAUAAGAAAGAAAAGGAUUCUAGGGUAGGCACGCGCGGUGCUCGAGGAGCGGCUCGUGGAUAUAGAGGUGGUGGCGGAGGAAGUUAUCGCUCAUUUCAACAGGAUAAAAGCUUAUGGAGUAAUCUUAUUGGUCUCCUCAAAAAGAAAGAGCUUAUUCCCGUUGUCAUUUUUGUUUUCUCCAAAAAAAGAUGUAAUGAAUACGCAAAUUUCUUAACCAAUUUAGACCUUUGUGCUGCACGUGAAAAAAGCCUGAUUCAUACAACCAUCGAAAAGAGUCUAACACGAUUGCAAGGAUCAGAUAGAAAGUUACCACAAGUAUUAACUAUAAGUGAUUUACUGAAAAGAGGAAUUGCAAUACAUCAUGGGGGAUUACUUCCAAUAAUUAAAGAGUUGGUCGAAAUAUUAUUUGAAAAAGGGCUAGUGAAAGUCCUUUUUGCAACGGAAACUUUUGCAAUGGGUGUUAAUAUGCCUGCACGAGCAGUGGUUUAUUCUGGAAUUAAAAAGCACGAUGGUAAAGCACUAAGGGAACUAAAUCCAGGUGAAUAUACACAAAUGUCCGGACGUGCAGGUCGCCGUGGAAAAGACAAGACCGGAGUAGUAAUAAUAGCAUGUACAGAAGACGAAGCACCUAGCCCGUCGGUUCUUAAGCGGAUGAUUCUGGAUCCUCCAGAAAAAUUGAAAUCUCAAUUUCGUCUUAGAUAUAACAUGAUUCUUUGCCUUCUACGUGCUGAAAAUUUACGCGUCGAAGAGAUGAUUAAACGUAGUUUUUCAGAACAUUCGACUCAGAUAUUGUUACCUACAUAUAAGCAGUUGUUAGAUAAG
Racocetra persica is the source of this 1476-nucleotide messenger RNA. Lineage: Eukaryota; Fungi; Glomeromycota; Glomeromycetes; Diversisporales; Gigasporaceae. The record is from the annotation of a GenBank genome assembly.